Messenger RNA from Aspergillus candidus, 795 nucleotides. RefSeq lists its product as uncharacterized. The transcript has a single exon. NCBI's taxonomy places the organism in Eukaryota, Fungi, Ascomycota, Eurotiomycetes, Eurotiales, Aspergillaceae. The record is from RefSeq and is a predicted model, not a curated record. The annotation marks the transcript as partial.
CUCUGGAAAAUCACCCCCCUAAUCGCAGAAUGGCUCUCAACAUCCACCAAAAACCCCCUCUGGACGAACUCCAUCCUGGACCAUACCUCCACAGUCCUCGAACUCGGCUGCGGCAUCUCCUCCCUCCUGGCUCUGACCCUCGCCCCGUCAAUCCGACACUACGUCGCUACAGAUCAGGAAUAUGUCCGGCGUUUGCUCCGCGAGAAUCUAGACGAGAAUGCCCCUUCUUCGUCCUCUUCGCCCUCGUCGUCUUCGCCGAGGAUAGGAAGUAAAGGGCGGCAGAGAAGACAGAAACAGCUGCCACAACAACAGCAGCGCAGCCCCACCAGUAACAUCACAUUCGCAGCACUAGACUGGGAAACCGACAUCCCGGCCUCCCUAAAACAGAGUCUCGAACUCUCUCCCAGAUCAACCGGAGACGAAGAAAACGAAGACGGAGACGAAGAAGAUCAAGGCUUUGACGUCCUCCUCUCCUGCGACUGCAUCUACAACGAAGCUCUCAUCGCACCCUUCGUGCGCACCUGCGCCGACUUCUGCCGUCUACGGCCUACAUACACCCCUGACGAGGAUCAGGACCAGCAAAAAAACCAGCAGAGUAAAAGGAAGAGAAAACCAACGGUGUGCAUUGUGGCGCAGCAGCAGCGCAUGCCGGACGUGUUUGAGACGUGGUUGAGGGAGACGAUGCGGGUGUUUCGCGUGUGGAGGGUGGCGGAUGAGGUGAUGGGGGGAAAGUUGGGGGUUGGGUCGGGGUAUUUGGUGCAUGUUUUGGUUUUGAGAGAUGAUCAAGGGUGUUGA